AUGGGUUUGGGAGUCGCAGAACCAAAGACUCCGGUCGUUCAGGGCACUAUCCAACUCUUUGACCAUGUCAGCGAUGCCCAGAACAGCCACAGUACGGCGCACCUUAAACACGACAAGACCGGGGUCGUUCUUGCUCCUCAACCAUCGGACGACCCUAAUGAUCCUCUGAACUGGCCAUUGUGGCAGAGAAAUCUCAGCUUCGGGAUGGUGUUGAUCAUGGCCACCCUGAGUUUGGUCCACGGCCCUAUCCUGACACCCGUCACUGUCGAGUUGUCUAUCCAAUACAGCAAGUCCAUCAACAACGUGGCCCAUCUAAACUCCUACAUGCUGCUCGUCAUUGCAGCCUGCUCCUACAUUUACAGUGUGGCAUGCCGAGUCUUCGGGAAAAGGGUGCUGUUUCUCACCGCCGGCGUAAUUCUUGUAGCUUCUGAUGCCUGGGCUGCUUGUGCCUCCACUUACAACUCGAUGCUCGGGGCCCGGAUCCUCUCCGGCGCCGGUCAGGCUAUGUACGAGACCCUGGGCCUUGCCGUAGUUCCUGACUUAUUCUACGUCCACGAACGGGGCACUCGCAUCACACUGUUCCUCUUCUUGUCCCAGACUGGAGUUACUCUGGGUGUGCCUAUCACCACCCAGAUCGCCAAUAGAUUCGAUCUUCGAUCGUGUUUCAUUGGCCUUGCUGUCUCCGAAGCCAUCGCAGUGACCUUGAUUUUCUUUUUCUUUUAUGAGUGUGCCUAUCCACGCGGGCAUACCGUUGUCUUGGCACAUCGAAAUGACGAUGGAGUUGUAACCCAGGUCCACGAUGGCAGCCUCAAACACCAGGAGAUUUCUCAUGUUGACGUUCAAGAACAACCCGCAGAGUCUUCCUCAGAUGAGAAACCUGUGAGCUACCUACGAAAACUGAGACCCUGGUCUCCAAGGCUCAGCAAACGACCAAUCUGGACUCUUACCUGGCAUACUUUGGCCCUCAGCUUCCACCCUACCAUCUUUUAUACUGCUGUUGCAGGCUUACCUCUGUCCUGGCCCGUCGGCAUCUCUUUCACUAUGGCUCUGCUGCUAGUGUCGCCUCCCUAUAGUUUCGCGUCUAACGCCGUCGGCAACAUGUACAUUGCCGCUUGGAUUGGGACAACAUUAUCAAUCUUGAUCGGAUCCUCGAGCGACUAUUUCGUGAAGCGUCUGGCGAAGCUCAACAAAAAUGUCUACGAGCCCGAAUUUCGCCUCUGGUACCUGAUUCCUGGCACUAUCCUCUGGCUUAUUGGCUGGAUCGGCUGGGGUUUGGGCGCCCAGGUUAACGUAUCCUGGGUCGCCUUGGCUGUCUCUGUUCGCGGUCAAGAACAUCUUUCCUUUUGGGAUGGGCUACUUUUGGGUAGACUGGUACAUUUCCGCUGGGCCGAAAAUAGCUCACGUCGUUUCCGGAGCCAUCUCGCUGGGUCUUAUCCUUCUCGGCAUUCCCCUUUAUAUCUUCGGAAAGCAAGCGCGCGCUUUGUGGGCGCGCCAUCCGUUCCUCGGGAUCUACGAUAUGACAAACUGAAUAUCGUGUGA
Molecule: messenger RNA, 1539 nt
Organism: Cladophialophora psammophila CBS 110553
Lineage: Eukaryota; Fungi; Ascomycota; Eurotiomycetes; Chaetothyriales; Herpotrichiellaceae
Exons: 1
Coding region: 1-1539 (512 amino acids)
Biological process (GO): transmembrane transport
Molecular function (GO): transmembrane transporter activity
Source: RefSeq, a predicted model, not a curated record